CCGGUCCGCCAUGCUACAGGUUCUGAGGCCCCGGGCCUGAGGCAGAGUCUCGUGUUCCGUGUUCUCCGCUGUCGGGAGCUGUGGAGACAGCGGGGCGAGCUCGGAAUCCGCCAUGGAUGCAGUGACCUAUGAAGAUGUGCUUGUGAACUUCACUCAUGAAGAGUGGGCUUUGCUGGAUCCUUCCCAGAAGAGUCUCUACAAAGAUGUGAUGCUGGAGACCUGGGAGAACCUCACUGCUGUAGGCUACAAAUGGGAAGACCAGAAUAUUGAAGAACAUUGUCCAAGUUCUAGAAGACAUGAAAGGUCCGUUGUCCUUCUUCAAGCCUCCUGUUGGACACCGAAUGUCACAGCACACUGUUGGGUUCACUCUGGUCUGUGGAAAAAAGACUCAGAGACACAUUAAGAAUGAAUUUAGCCUUUCCUGGCUGCAGGGGGAUUUCGCCUAAUAUUCUAAGAAAUGAAGCACUUUCCCUUAGCUAAGGAUAUUUUUAUUUUUCUCUAUAUUUACACUUUAGCUAGUUGAUUUCCAUAUGCUCAAAACAGCAGGAAUGAAGCCUCCAAAAAUACAAAGCCAAGUGCAAAUCCUCGAUUCCUCAGUGCCACAGUUUUCCAGGUUUCCUGAACUGAACUAUGCUUAGACUUUCUAUCCUUGAGAAACUCUCACCAGAUUCACAUAGGGCGACAAGACAAACAAAGGUUAUCUGCUAAAUCAAAGAUGGAUUAAUGUUAGGUGUAGCCCACCAGGAAUGCUGCCACACGACAGUAUUUUAAUAGUUCCAUGAGAUCCAUCUUGUAGAACUGUCCAUCCGUUUAAUUUUGCACCUUUGUAUCAUAUAGGCAUAUACAUUGAUAAAGGGAUCAUUGUUUGUGCAAGACAUAUUCUAAGCAAAUAGUCCAUAGUAAAUCUAGUGUUGCUCAUAUAGAGACUUUCCAAGGUUUAGUGAGGAAAGAUCACUUUAUGAAUAUCGAGAAGGGUGUCGUGGUGGAGAAACCUUAAUCCCUAUACCACAUCUUUGUGGGGAGCAAAAGUUAAACUGUGUGAAUGCAGUGUGAAAAUCUUUUGUUUGUUAUUCUUCCCUUAAUAGAUAUCUCAUCUGUCCCUCUGGAUACAAACCAUUUGAACAGAAGAGAUAUGAAAAGAAGCAAUGUAGUUCUCUGUCUCCUACAACACUUAGAAGAUAUGUAGUAGUCCCCACUAUGAGCAGAUUUGGUGAAUGUGAUACAAAUUUACAGCUGAUUGGUUUUCCAGCUACACUGGGAAUACAACAAACUCACGCUGUAAAAAAGUCUUACGAAUACAAGGAGUGUGAGAAUUCUUCUGUCUGCUCUGGUUCACUUUGCACUUGUCGUGUGACUCACAGUCUAGAAAAAUGUUAUGUAUGCAGUCAGUGUGGUAGAAUUCUGAGUUCUUCCAGUUCUGUUGAAAAAUGUGAUAAAGCUCAUUUGAGCAAUGUAAGUGAUAAAUAUGAAUUAUCUACUAAAGGCUUUAAUC
Messenger RNA from Myodes glareolus (Bank vole), 1492 nucleotides. Lineage: Eukaryota; Metazoa; Chordata; Mammalia; Rodentia; Cricetidae. The record is from RefSeq and is a predicted model, not a curated record.